UUCCCGUUGUACGAUGAGCGCUUAACUAUUUUCAUUUUAUCAUUAAAACUUGCAAUAAAAACCGGAAAAUAAUCUUUAGAUAGGUUUUACUUCUAAUAAUGUGCAAAUUAUUACUCUGAGCAUAGUGAAAAACGUCAAUAUUUGUGAAAUAUUACCUAAUAAGUGCGGUGUCGUCGAGCUGUCAUAUUUAAUGAUACAGAAUAAACACGUCUGAAAGUGUUAUUGUAAAUAAUUCAGCUUCGUUCUCCGCGUACUGCUGUCCACGAUGUUGGGAGAGGACGGCGUGGAGAACAGACACGGUCCUCCAGGAGUGAACUCCCGGUCUCUCAGUGUGGCACACUCUGCUGCUGAUCUUGAGGUCCUCAGAGAAAUAGAGAAUGUCUACUUCUCAUCACCGUCGGAUUUCGACGCUGGUCGGCAUGUGUUGCUGAACGCACCAGUCCCGCCCACUCCGGAGGCCAUCGAGCAGGUGUUUGCCAAGCUUAAGAGGCAGCAACAGGUAGUGUCAGGCAAAGCCCUGCACCUGAUCUCCCAACAGCGCGACAACUGCGAUCGCGAGUUCGCCGAGAUCCAGAACAUUCGAGAACAGCUCUCCUUAACCCUAGACACCUGUAGGAAAGCCAGAGACGAUCUCCGAACCGCUUCCAACCAUCUAACUGUAUCCACUUUUGUCAUACUUGCUAAUUUCCGAAAGAGACAGAUAAUACGACAAGUUCUGAAGUCCCUUGAGCUACUCAGGAGUCUCCGAAGCGUCGAGAAAGACGUAGCUGAGUUGCUUAGUCGAAAGGAAUAUUUCGAAGCGAUAGACCUUAUACUCAAAAGUAGGAAGGCAGCGGCGAAUCACAGAGAAUAUACCUGCAUUUCUGACUUGGCAAAUCGUCUGCAAGACACUCUUGAUAUGACAGAAGAGAAAUUAGAUUCAGUGUUAGCAAGUAUAUGUUACAAUUUCGAUGAAAACACUUUCAGGAAGUUGCGGAAGGCAUACGCCUUGUUAGGUAAAACUCAGUCCGCUAUGGAACAAUUGCAUAUGCAUUAUUCAUCGGCUGUGAAUGAAGCGUCAGUUAAAGCUAUAGGGAAUUUCGUCGAAGUAUCCAUUGAAAUGAAGUUUAACGAAAUGUGUCAAGCCGUACCGACGACCAAAGCACCCAUUUGUCUCCUCAAUCUGUGUGAAAAUCUAUUUUUUAUCAUGAAAAGUUAUUAUUUGCUAGUGAAUUGGCAUACAAGGCACGACGAAGAGGAAAUAUUGCCAAGUUCUAAUAACGUUUUAGAUAUAGAAAUGAAUGUUAGUCGUGAGUAUAUUAGGCAGAAAUUGAAAACAGGACUGGUUAGACUCUGGCAUGACGUUCAGGGGAAAGUGUCUACUUUUUUGAAGAGCUCAGGCUUGGAGGAAUAUCCUUUCGAAAAGUUCAUACAAAUGUUAGGCAUUCUGAGGAAACUGACGCAGGUAGCUGAGGUGUUUUGCGGCGACAAAUCGGAUAUUCUACAAGACUUUAUCAAAACUCAAAGCGUUUCGUACAUAAAGAACUAUCACAGAGGUCGGAUGGAGGAACUGAAGUUGUUUUUGGAAAACGAGGGCUGGGAGCAAUGCCCUGUCAAAUCUACCUUCAAUUUGUUAAACUUGCAAGAAUUCAAACAGUUCAAGAAACAUCUUAAUCCGUCAAAAUCAGAGGCAUCCGUGAUCAAAAGCCAAUCGGACGGCGCAUCGUCAAUUUCCCAAGACGACAGCAUGUAUAUCAACAAAUAUUUCAACGUUAAAACUAAAAUUACGCCUUUUGAAAUGUUUAGGAAUGAAAACAUAACCAACGAUGAUAUUUUUGGUUUGGAAACAGAAUUGGAACCGAGUGACGAAUCUGACGACGACCCUGACGAGUUAAAGCGAGAAUUUGUCGAUGAAAACGCGGAUAAAUUGAACGAGAGCCCUUCAAAAAUCAAAGACAGUGUCAUAGUUACGAACACGACACUUUCCGUCCUAAGAAAUUGCGGCCAAUAUUUACAAAUAUGCAGGUAUCUACCGCAAAUCUCUUUGGAAGUUGUCAUGCUGAUGAAUCAGCUGUUCGACUAUUACUUUUACACCGUACACCUGUUUUUUACUGCGGAUUUAGAAGUGGCCUCAACAACAUUGUACAGUUCAAAACUGAACGCGGUUUUAAAAAGAAUUAGCAACAAUAUAGACACAACUUCAAACAUAGGCGACGUUGACUCCAAGACAUUCAUAUGUCCUGAGUUACCGAUGCAUUUAGACUUGAAAUCUGAAGACAACCUUCACGGGCUCUCAGAACGCAUAGUCGGUGUUGAAAGCGUAAUAUUCCUAGCGAAACAAUUUGAAUUCCUACAGCCGUACUUAGAAUCGAUAGUCGCGUCACACCAGAAAUUAAUUCUAGAGCAUUUCAGAGACAAUACUUUAGCUGUGGUUGUAGAUUUGAGAAUGCCAGUGUAUAUGUGUUCGGCGGCAAAAGCUGUCGACGCGAGAACAGCCUUAAUAGCAAUGUCACAAGUCAGAUGGGAUGUUAAGAGCGUAGCCGUCGAACACAGUCCAUACGUCGACAUGAUAACCCGAAAAAUCCAAGUGUUCGCUUUACGCCUCGAAAAUAUAUCCAGCAAAGUGUCUUUGAACUUGGAAGUGUUAAACUCAGUAUGGGCUAUGGUAUCGAAAUUCACCGUCCAUCUUUUAGUAGAGGGGUUUUCAAAUGCUACAAAGUGUUCGAAUGCUGGAAGAGGCCUAAUGCAGUUGGAUUACAGACAAUUAUUCGUCAAGUUAGAAAAGAUAUCCGGCUUAAAACCAGUGCCAUAUCAAGACUAUGUCGAUAGGUAUGUGAAGGCGUACUAUUUGCCAAGGAAAGGGUUAGAAGAGUUCAUAAUGGAGAGGACAGAGUAUUCGAAUAAGCAUUUGCAGGCGUUAGUCACUUGUGCCUGCGAGAAUAAAAGAGAUAGGCAAGCGUUGUCAGCUAUUCUUGAAACCAGAGACAUUACAGCAUAAUCAUAAUGGUUUUCUUUCUCUAUAAGGUAAGGCGUGGGAUAACCUUCCUGACAAAAACCCUCUAACACAAAAUUAUGUCAUAAAUGUAAUAGGCGUUAUAUUAGCGCUAAUUCCUGUAGACACCGCAAGUAAUUUUAUUUUAAAUUAUACCUGUCAUUUUCUUAUCCGCCGAUAAGGAAAGGGACGGGUAAUCUACAGGCAUAUUAUAGAAAUUUAAAAACCCAUCCAAAAUUUUAUAUUGGCCAAUAACCUGACAAAAUUAAGUUGACAGUCAAUCGGGUUGCAUUGCAUGUGAGCGAGUGCCUAUUUUAUUCGCGCGGAUUAUUCAUUCAUACACUCAUUCACUUUAAAAUUAACAGUUGUCAUGGUUGCCACAAUCGGCACCAUUUUUUUAAUUGCUUUUUAAGGUCUAUUCUCCGAAGAAGGUCUAUUUGGGAUUAAAAAUAGGAAGUCCCAUACAGGUACAAAAGUGCUAUAUAAAAUGCUAAGCUUUAAAAAAAUAUGAUCUGACUCCGAAUUGCUUGUUAAAUGUACUUAAAGUAUUUUUCUAUGAAAUAGUUUUAUUUUUAUUUCAGCUAGCUUAAUAAGUACCUAUAUAAAAUCGAAUUAUCUUGAAAAGUUUGAAUUUAGAAGGAAUGUAGAAAACGAGGGAUUUUCCAGGCUACGUUCCCCAAAAACUAAAGAUGGCGGCGAUGGCGGUAUAUAUUUGCCUUCGUUUAAUCUACCACUCAUAACUCCGGCAGUCUAUGUCCGACCGUCGCACAGAGCGGACGUGUGGAGGUGUGUUGGCGAGACAGGUACAGAAAUAACUACAAAAUACAGGAUAUUUCAGUUAGUUUAUGUUUAUUUCCGUUCAAGGUGUACCACAUAGAAAUCCGCCUUCGUAUCCGCUGUGUAGUCAUGAGAAAUGUAAUGUACUCUUUAGGACUCUGUCGCACUAACAUAUUUGACAUUUAGUGAGACUUCCAGUUGAAUUUGUCAAAAAAGUUAAUGUGACAUGGUACCAAAGUGUAUACAUAUUAAUGCUCGUGACCGUAGAUUGAUUUUUAUUAUUUAUUAUUAGUUGUUAGUCGUUGUACAGAAGGUAUCUCUAAACCAUAUAAUCUCGAAUAAAAAGACAUUAGUUUAGGCAAAAAUUUAUUGAAAAUAAAUUGUAAUAAUUAUAUCAAAUGUUGUUAAAAUGAGUUAAAAAAAUAAAAUAUAUG
Pectinophora gossypiella (pink bollworm) is the source of this 4182-nucleotide messenger RNA. RefSeq names its product syndetin (gene Vps50). Gene Ontology annotation, cellular component: EARP complex. Gene Ontology annotation, biological process: retrograde transport, endosome to Golgi; endocytic recycling. The transcript is spliced from 4 exons. Gene Ontology annotation, molecular function: SNARE binding. Bases 266 to 2977 code for a protein of 903 amino acids. NCBI's taxonomy places the organism in Eukaryota, Metazoa, Arthropoda, Insecta, Lepidoptera, Gelechiidae. The record is from RefSeq and is a predicted model, not a curated record.